AUGUCGAACUUCUCUUCUUCAGAUCCUUGGUGGAUGCAAUGGAACCCUGACAAUGUCACUAUUUCGGAUCAUAGUGUGAGCGACGCUUGGAAGACAUGUGUUUUGCAAGGAGUUUACUAUGGCGGUAACGACUAUAACGGUUGGCUGGGCGCGCGUAUCUCUUCGAUCUUUGUGAUCCUAGUUGUGAGUACUUUCUGUACUCUUUAUCCUGUUAUCGCUAAGCAUAUCAAGUGGAUGAGAAUCAACAAAUGGUUUUAUAUGUUUGCCCGUAACUUUGGUACCGGUGUGAUCGUUGCGACUGCUUUCAUUCAUUUGAUGGAUCCUGCAUACGGGGAGAUCGGGGGUCUGAGCUGUGUUGGUUCUACUGGCCACUGGGCCGACUACUCGUGGUGUCCUGCCAUCAUGCUGGCAACCGUUUUCCUAACGUUCUUGGUGGAUCUAUUUAGUGCAGUGUUUGUUGAAAAGAAGUACGGCACUGUGCAUGAGCACAACUACGAUGAAAUCGCCCAGACAAUUGUUCGGUCGAACAAACCAGCUCAUGAUUACGAGAGACAGGUCGAGCAGACCUCAAGCCAAAGUGCUAUCGCCAACGACAAAGAUGCCAAAGUUCUCAACACGGACACUGAAUCUGUUGUGGAUUCGGUCCAAGCUGAUAUUUCCUUCAAGAGUGAGUUUGCUGCUUUCCUGGUCUUGGAAUUCGGUGUUCUAUUUCACUCGGUUAUGAUCGGUUUGAACUUGGGUUCCUCGGGUAAGGAAUUUGCUACCUUGUAUCCUGUUCUAGUUUUCCACCAAUCGUUUGAAGGUUUGGGUAUUGGUGCAAGGUUGUCAGCUAUAGAGUUCCCUGACAGCAAGAAGUGGUGGCCAUAUAUUUUAUGUGUUAUCUAUGGUUUGACCACUCCCAUAUGUGUUGCCAUUGGCCUCGGUGUUCGUACCACCUAUAACUCUUCAUCCUAUACUGUCAACGUCGUCUCUGGUGUUUUGGAUGCUAUUUCUGCUGGUGUGCUGCUGUAUACAGGUAUGGUAGAAUUGUUGGCAAGAGAUUGGAUUUUUAACGCUCACCGCACCAAGGAAAUCAAGGAGAUUCUCUUCUGUCUUACCUCCAUGCUAUGGGGUGCCGGUUUGAUGGCACUUCUUGGUAAGUGGGCUUAG
Torulaspora globosa is the source of this 1149-nucleotide messenger RNA. It is a transcript of the gene ZRT1, whose product is annotated as high-affinity Zn(2+) transporter ZRT1. The transcript has a single exon. Bases 1 to 1149 code for a protein of 382 amino acids. The record is from RefSeq and is a predicted model, not a curated record. Gene Ontology annotation, molecular function: high-affinity zinc transmembrane transporter activity. Gene Ontology annotation, cellular component: plasma membrane. Lineage: Eukaryota; Fungi; Ascomycota; Saccharomycetes; Saccharomycetales; Saccharomycetaceae. Gene Ontology annotation, biological process: zinc ion import across plasma membrane.